GUGACCAGGGAUCACAGGAAACACGCGACAUAGAUUUAAAAAAUCAUUCUGUCUAGCAAACAAGAUAUUACUCGUUGGUUGACAGCUUACUCUCGUUAACGAUUUUUGUGGAGAUUAACAAAUCUCGUCAGGAUUUUAAACUAGAACAUGGCCAAAGUCAUUGUCGUAUUUGGUGCCAAUAGCGCACUUGGUGCAGCAGUUGCAAAGAGUUUGACGAAAGACAGCAAUUGUAUGGUUAAAGCCGUGGAUCCCGAUGGCUCCGGUCCCUAUUCUUCCGAAAUCCGCGCCAGUGGUGCUCAGGUGGUUCCGUGCAAUCUGGAUGACGUCGGAAGUAUCCGGCAGGUGCUCUCUGGGUGUGAAUGUGCUUUUGUAACAACUGUUUCCAAUUUUAAUAAUCCUGAUUUUAUGGACGAAGAAAUCCGACAAGGGAUGAACAUUGCUGACGCAUGUGCAGGCAGUAAUGUAUCACAUGUUGUGUUCAACACUGGUCUCCACACCAUUAAAAUCAUUGGCACUGCAGCGCGCCAUCUGGUGGCCAAAGCUGAAGUAGAAGCCUACAUGAAAGGAAAGGGGAUACCAUUAACCUCGCUGUUGAUACCUACUCUGUACGAGGAUAUCCUGGGUAUUCUUCAGCCUCUUCCAGCCGGUCAGAACAAUAGAUGGCUAGCCAUCCCUAUGGGCAUUACGUCUCUGGACAUGAUCAGUGUGGACGAUGUGGGCAACAUUGUUCGCGUCAUCUUUAACAACAGAACCGGGCACCUGCACAAAACACACAGCGUGUGCGGUGACAAACAGACCAUAAAGGAGAUGGCCCAGACCCUGUCUCGACACCUCUCUCCUCUGUACUUUAAAGAUAAACAGGUAACGAUACACGAGUACCAGCAGCUGAACGCCCAGUUCCCGUGGUCCCAGGAUUACACCAAUAUGUUUGAUUUUAAUCUCCGCGUUGACCAAAGAUUUAACGUGGAUGCCACACAACGGAUAAGCUCGUCAUUAUGUAUUAAGUCGUUCGAUGAAUGGGUUCAUAGAAACGCCGGAAAAUUAAAGAAGGCUUUCACGUGAAAACAUGUGAUUAACAAUAAUUAUUAUAUUUUGACACUUCAUGUAACGUUUAGUGGUUUGUCUGCACCCAGAAUCAUCUCAACGUACAGCAAUUUUUCUACGUGACAGACACAUGUUAUUGGACGCAAAGCUUGUAAAUUGUGAAACAUAUUUUAUUCUGUGAAUGGAAAUAUUAUAUAUAGAUAUAUAUUUCUCAGAAUUUUAAGCACGUCCUUGAUUGUUGCAAUUAUGAUAUAAAACUUCUUUUUGAAAUCAC
This is a messenger RNA of Ostrea edulis (European flat oyster), 1318 nucleotides long. Its product is annotated as nmrA-like family domain-containing protein 1. The transcript has 4 exons. The record is from RefSeq and is a predicted model, not a curated record. Lineage: Eukaryota; Metazoa; Mollusca; Bivalvia; Ostreida; Ostreidae. Bases 148 to 1062 code for a protein of 304 amino acids.